AGUGGGAGAAGCGGUGCGGUGUGGCGCAGAUCAGCGCAGAUGCGCGUGAACGAUCAAACGUAUAACAUCUCGUGAACGCUCGGUGCCUCUCGCAGCUUCGUGCUAGGAAGCCCUGCGAUACAACUACCGGUGUAUCGAAACGUUUGACCGAAACCUCGUUCUUCGGAGACUCGUCGAGCAACCGUCUACUCGGAUGUGACUCAGUUCCCGACCGGGAAAGCGAUCGAUAGCAUAAGUCGUUAGGUUACUAUUUACUACAGUUGACACACACGACCUCCUAUAAUUCUCAUAUCUCUCGACGCGAUGCCUCUCACGGCGGACGCGGCGGCGACUCAGAUACAAGAGCUCUUGAAGAAUAUUUACAAGCUCGUACACGAGAUUGAGAGUCAGCGAGUCCGCUCGGAGCACAAUCUAAACAAUAUCAUGAAGACCCACGAAAAGGUCACACCGGACGACAAAGUCUCCCCUUACUACCAGCAAAAGUUGAAGAAUCUGUACAACGCCGCGGUGACCGACACCCAGCAGGAAGAGGAGAUCCUGCGCAAGGCUCUCGACAAGAUCAACGAGAUCCGCACGUUACGAAAUGACCUACGUAUACAGGCACGUCAAGCCGGCAACAAGGAGACCAUCAGGCGCGGCGCACUGAUGAAGAUGCUGCUGAGCACCGCGCAGACCCUGCCCCUCUACGUGGGAAAGACACCGGGCCACAAACCACCACCAUUGUGCGGCGCGAUACCCGCCGAGCCCACGUACAUCGCGAAAACGGGAGACAUGGUAGCCGCCCUGGUGAAGGGCAACGAGGAGGGGGAGAACUGGAUACUCGCGGAGGUCCUGCACUUUAAUCCCACGACAAACAAAUACGAGGUGGACGAUAUCGACGAGGAGCAGAAGGAACGUCACACGUUGUCGCGGAGACGAGUUGUGCCGUUGCCGUUGAUGAGGGCCAAUCCCGAGACCGAUCCGCACGCUCUGUUCUCGAAAGGAUCUACAGUAAUGGCGCUGUACCCGCAAACUACUUGCUUUUACAAAGCGGUCGUGCAACGUCUACCGACGACCGCCACGGAAGAGUACCUGGUCCUGUUCGAGGACGCCGCCUACACGACGGGCUAUUCACCACCACUGAAUGUAGCGCAACGAUACGUGAUUUCCAUCAAAGAGAGCAAAAAAAAUAAGAGUCAAUUUUCAAGUCCCGAGAGAAGUGCAAGCCGAGAUAUUCUUAGCCUGGUUUGUUCUUUUUAAUCAAUGUCGGCCGUU
Molecule: messenger RNA, 1254 nt
Organism: Temnothorax curvispinosus
Lineage: Eukaryota; Metazoa; Arthropoda; Insecta; Hymenoptera; Formicidae
Gene: Sgf29
Product: SAGA-associated factor 29
Exons: 3
Coding region: 304-1239 (311 amino acids)
Cellular component (GO): SAGA complex
Source: RefSeq, a predicted model, not a curated record